Molecule: messenger RNA, 1731 nt
Organism: Fonsecaea nubica
Lineage: Eukaryota; Fungi; Ascomycota; Eurotiomycetes; Chaetothyriales; Herpotrichiellaceae
Exons: 8
Coding region: 1-1731 (576 amino acids)
Molecular function (GO): flavin adenine dinucleotide binding; oxidoreductase activity, acting on the CH-CH group of donors
Source: RefSeq, a predicted model, not a curated record
AUGGCCCGUGAACACCUGAAACCUUUCGGUUCACUUGACCCAUUUGCGGAGCCUGCGUGGUACAACGCUCUCGACUCACCGUACUACAAUGAUAGCCACAGGGCGUUCCGAAAGUUCGUCAGAGACUAUCUCGAGACCAAUGUUUUGCCCUAUUCGGAGCAAUGGGAGAAGGAUGGCUUUGUUCCUCUCGAAGCGAGAGUGAAGUAUGCGCGGUCAGGCCUUGCUUUUGCUGAGCUUCCGAAGGAAUACAGACGAGGUAUUCCGUUGCCGGGUGGGAUUCCAGAGGAGCAGUGGGAUAUCUUCCACGAACUGAUUCUGCACGACGAGACAUCCCGAGUGCACGGCGGAGCCAUGGGCGGACUCGCUGGCACAUCUGUCAUUGGCCUGCCACCUAUCAUAAAAUAUGGGACCCAAGAGCAAAAGGACAAGUACCUUCCGGGUGGUUCCGACCUGGCCUCUUUGAGAACGACGGCCAAAAAGUCCCCAGAUGGGAAAUAUUACAUUGUGAAUGGGCACAAGAAAUGGAUCUCCGGGGCUCUAUCUGCCACGCAUAUGACCACUGCAGUGCGAACAGGUGGUCCUGGGAAGGGUGGGGUUUCUAUUCUAGUUAUUCCUACGAACUCGAAAGGAUUUUCCGCCAGAAAGAUCGAGAAUAGCGGAGUCAAUGCUGCGGAAACCGCUUGGGUCGAUCUAGAAGAUGUCCAGGUGCCCGUCGAGAACCUUGUUGGUCCCGAAAACGAAGGCUUUCGGAUUCUCAUGCACAAUUUCAAUUCGGAGCGGUUCAUGAUGGCCAUCCACAUGAAUCGCAAGGCACGAGUGUGUCUGGAGGUUGCUCUAGACUAUAGUCACAGCCGGAUCACAUUCGGCAAGCCGCUCAUCUCGCACCAGAUCAUCCGCCACAAGUUUGUGACCAUGGCGCGAUACAUCGAAUCGCACUGGGCCUGGCUCGAGCAGAUCGCGUACCACAUCAAGCUCAACGGGUGGGAAAGCGAUAUUGCCAGCAGGAUCGCACUGACAAAGAUCCACGCCGGUCGGAUCCUGGAACUGGCCAAUCGAGAGGCACAGCAGGUGUUGGGGGGUGCGGGUUACCAGCGUGGCGGAGUGGGAGGGUUGGUCGAGCUGAUCAGCCGAGACUUGCGGAUGCAGGUCGUGGGAGGAGGGAGCGAGGAGAUCCUGUCGGAUUUGGCUCUGCGCCAGGAACUGACUGCGGCGAGGAAGCGAGGGUCGAUGUUUUACAUCUUUGCUACCUAUCCUGCUCCUACACCUACCCAGUAUCCCGGCGGCUGGUCCAACCAUCCAACCAUUGAAUCAAACCAUCCAAUGUCUCCUCCUCUCGCCCCUCAUCCCCUCUCGCACUCCCACAACCUCGCCCGCCUGAUCGGCCCGACCCUCCUCACCAUCUCCCUCGCCGAAGCACUAAACCCGCACAUCUGGGCCACCAGCACCGCGUCGGCCAUCUUCCUCAACGGUGCCGUCGUCUUCACCGCGUCCCUCGCAACCGCGCAGACGCAUAACUUCUGGAGAAGAACCCCCCAGACACAGACGCCGCGGUGGGCGAUUCUAGUGACUCUGGCGGGCUGGGGGGGCGUGGUCGUCGGGUUGACGCGCAUGCUCGCGCCGGAGAGGGUGUUGGAGGGCGUGAGGCGCGUGGGCGCCCGGCAGGUCAAGGUCGCGGCGGGGGUGGUUGCGGUCUUUGGGGCAAUUCUCAGUGUUUGUGGGUAUUGCUUCUGA